AUCCAUUCCGUGGCGGAGCAGCAGCCAGUAGCGGAACACGGAGCUCCGGCAUUUAAAAAAAACUACAAGGUGCAUAAGCUGGGCGACUUACUUACGCGCUUGUGCUUUUUAAUGCGGGAAUAGAAACAAACUGAAUGUAGAUACUGGUGAACAUAAAAUCGCAAGGAAAAGGGGAUCUAAUUACUUAUAUUCGUCCAUGCGAAUAAUGGCAACAAACUUUGCGUAAAGUACCAGGGUCGACGAGUGGGCUCUGAGGGAAAGGACGGUUGAAUGGGGACGGACGCAGAUCUGUUUCAGAAACCGGGACUUCUUGAAUGAUACGUUUUUUUUUCCAUCUUUUUUCCAACUUGGGGAAGGUGGUGGAAAGUCGCGUGGCUUCUUUGUGUAUAGCAGCUGCUGUUAAAUGCAUGGGCAAACACUGCGGCUUGGCAUACAGAUAAGAGUUAUCGAAGGGAAGCUUUGAACGCUGCCAGUCAGUGUUUGAGUUCAAACCGAUUGCUGGACAACAGCUACCGCUGCAAGAGGAUUAAAACUGCAUAUACUACACCCUCCCCACGCGUUAUAUCGUACCUCUUCUGCUCACCGUCCCGACAAAAGAUUGCGGGAUUCUCUUACCAACUCCAUACGCGUGGAUUGUAAAGUAGGCAAAAAAACACAGAAAGCGAGCCUAAUACCUUUUUAAACUGAGCGAGGUCGCCAGAAUUGCUACUUCUCUUCCCAAAACAUCAUGGAUGUAAGGUUUUAUCCGUCAGCCGGUGGAAAUCCUAUCCCCGGAGAUCCAUCCAACCUGAAUUUUUCCCACUGCUUGGGUUACUACAACUACAACAAGUUUGGGAACCAUAAUAACUACAUGAACAUGGCUGAAGCAAACAGUGGCCUCCUCUCAGCAGGGGAUCAAACGUUCCACACCCCCAGUCUCGGAGAUGAAGAGUUUGAGAUCCCGCCCAUCACACCCCCACCUGAGGCAGAGCCGGGCCUGGGAUUGACGGAGGCAGAGUCGUCACCCUUCCCUGGGCUCCCAGAGGUGCCGCCCUCGCAGAGGUCCCAGUUCACCCCCCACUUCCCACCUCAGAGCCUCGAUUUGCCGUCCAUCACCAUCUCCCGCAACCUGCUGGAGCAGGACGGCGCUCUGAAUGCCAGCCUUCCAGUGAAUAUUGGCCAGUCCCACCUUCGGCAGUACCACUCCAGUCCUUCAAUGGUUAUGCGGUCAAUCAUCAACAUGAACAACCCUUCCGGCAUGAUGUCAAGAAACCAGCUGACUACUAUCAACCAAUCCCAGCUGAGCGCUCAGCUGGGCCUAAACAUGACCAUAGCUAACAUUCCCCACACCUCCCCCUCGCCUCCUGCCAGCAAGUCUGCCACCCCUUCUCCUUCCAGUUCCAUUAACGAAGAGGACCCCGAUGAAAGUACCAGGGUAAUUGGUGAGAAGCGUCCCGCCCCUGAUGCCAGCAAAAAACCAAAGACGCCCAAGAAGAAGAAGAAGAAGGACCCCAAUGAGCCCCAGAAGCCGGUCUCUGCCUACGCCCUCUUCUUCAGAGACACCCAGGCGGCCAUCAAGGGCCAGAACCCCAACGCCACCUUCGGCGAGGUGUCCAAGAUCGUGGCCUCCAUGUGGGACGGCCUGGGGGAGGAGCAGAAGCAGGUCUAUAAAAGCAAGACAGAAGCUGCCAAGAAGGAGUAUCUGAAAGCCCUGGCAGCUUAUCGUGCCAGUCUGGUGUCAAAGGCGGCUGCGGAAUCGGCAGAGGCACAGACCAUCCGAUCGGUCCAGCAGACGCUGGCCUCUACCAACCUCUCCCCCUCGCUGAUGCUCUCGGCUCCCAUGGCGCAACACCCGUCCAUGUCGGCUGCCACCCAGGCCCUGCAGCAGGUGCUCCCGCGUGCCAUCGCCCCCAAGCCACUGCCAAUGCGGCUGGCAGGCGGCCCCGUCCCGGGCUCUGUGGCUGGAGGGGUGCCGCAUGGCAUGCCCUCGCAGCUGAUUGGCCAGAUGGGCGCCGGGACGCCGGGGAACGCCCCUCCCUCUGCGGUCACCCAGAUGAGCCCGCCCAUGCAACCGCAGCAGCAGCAUCACCACCAGAUGCAGCAGCUGCAGCAGCACCUGCACCAGCAGCAGCUGCACCACCAGCAGAUUCAGCAGCAGAUGCAGCAGCAGCAUUUCCAGCAGCACCUGAAGCAGCAGCUGCAGCAGCAUCACAUGCAGCAACAACAGCAGCAGCACGUCCAGCAGCAGCAGAUGCAGCAGCUGCAGCGCAUGCAGAUGCAGCAGCUCCAUCAGCAGCAAAUGCAGCAGCUUCAACAGCAGCAGCAGGCGUCCCAGUGUUCCCCGCCCCAGCAGUCUCCAGGCACCCCGCAGUCUGUGGGGGGCUCCACCUCCCUUGGCAGCCCCCAGCCUCCCCCCCAGCAGCAACACCAAUCCCAAAUACAGUCCCACUCUCAGGCCCAUGCCCAGGUCCUGUCCCAAGUUAGCAUCUACUGAACCAUAAUCUAUUUCAUUAAAAAAAGGAAUUUAACUAAAAGCACCAGUCCUGGCUGCUUUUCUAAGUUGCACUUAAGAAGUGUGUAAGGUAUGUUUUACGAUGAACUUUCCACUGUUGUAGAUGGAUAUGCAGAAAUAUGCAUAAAGGAACAAAUAUCAGAGAUGGAUUUUGUCUAUAAAAUAGGCUGUAUAAUGAAAAGGAGUUUUUGGGCGACUGCCUAGUUGCUCAUUUUUCUCUCUCUCAUUUUCUCAUAACCUUCAGCUGAAAAUGGACCCGGGGCGCCACUGUGUUAAAACAUGCUGUAAUGUUCACAGGGAAAAUGCCCCAUAUUAUUUAAAGGCUUUAUUCAUAAGCUUCACACCGUCAGUUUUGCUCUGAGGAUGGGCAAAACCGGUGGAUCUGAAGAGCAUCAGCGGAACUUAAAAAUCAGUGCGGGCAAAGCUUGCUGCAUAUUAAACCUUCAAAGAAACAUUUUAAACUCCGGAGGGGACUUUUAGACUCCGACGACUUGCAGUUCUGGAAAGCAGUAACCGGUUCAUGAUCCAUAAGAGGCCAGUGUGUUAUGGGGGCAAUCUGCCACCCCCUUUCCCUGGUUAUGUUUGUUUAGUUCUGCUUGCCCUUGUCUAUACGGAGCCCCGGAUCAUAAUAUGUUGCCACUGAUGCAGGUGGACACGUGUUUGGGGUGCUGCGAACACCAAGUGUGAACCUAAAGGACCCCAAAAUAUCUGGGGAGGGGGCUUGGUUCAGAGGACGAGGUUGAUAAAGGGCGAAAAUAAACAAAACCAUAGACCAAUUCACGUCAUUGUGUGUCUUUAAACUGUAAUGGACUCUGCUCUAUGUGUCUGUGACUGAGGGUAGGGAAAUAUCCCUGAAACUCAUCCAUGCAAAAGAAUACACAGUGUACAAACGGCACUCCAAAAAAAAAGGUAGGGGAAAAAAAGGAAGAAAUCACCCUUUGAAGUAUUUGUCCUUACCUCAGGCUUUUAACAUGCUCAAAAAUUGUUUUUUUUUAUUUUAUUUUAUUCAUGUUGUCUAAUAAAGUGAAUAUUUUAUGGUUAGUGUAAAUGGCAGGAUUUAGGUUGAAGCUGUCAUUAUUUUUCACCAUCCCAUGAUUAACAAAAAAAUUAAAAACGAAAAAAAAAAAAUUAUUGUGAUGAAUUUAUUCUGCCACGUUGUCGGAGGCGUCAGAAAUGAGGGUGGGAUGUUUGUGCCAGUUAUAAAGAAGCCUGUAAGAAUGGAAAGAGCGAAGAUGUACAUUUUUCAUAUCAUAUGUUCUAAAGUUUUAAGAUGUGAGGCUUUAAUUAAAACAUUGGUAAAAUUACCUGUGGAUUGCUACAUCGCAUAGUGUAUUUCUGCUGUUUUGUACUUUUUUAUGAGUUACAAUAGCAGUAAUUAAGUCGUUUGUAUUUUGCUUACAGAAAACGAAUUCAACUGCCUUUUAAAUCUGUCUAUAGAAUAAAUGCAUUUCAGUAUAAAACUCUAUCUGUUUUUGAGCUCUUAAUAGGCAAAUUUAUUGAGUUUUGCUUGGUCAAUGAAGUAAAAGAACAUUCCAUCAGUUAUAUUAGCCAUAAUUUUGUAUGAAGCAUUAUAUUUCUCAGUGUCCACUUGUUUUCAAUUAAAGACGAUAACAAAUGUUUA
Messenger RNA from Brienomyrus brachyistius, 4112 nucleotides. RefSeq names its product TOX high mobility group box family member 3-like. Lineage: Eukaryota; Metazoa; Chordata; Actinopteri; Osteoglossiformes; Mormyridae. The transcript has 7 exons. The record is from RefSeq and is a predicted model, not a curated record. The coding region runs from base 728 to 2473 and encodes 581 amino acids. Gene Ontology annotation, cellular component: nucleus. Gene Ontology annotation, biological process: regulation of transcription by RNA polymerase II. Gene Ontology annotation, molecular function: chromatin DNA binding.